AUGUCGACAGAGACUUCAGAUCAUUAUCGACCAACAGUUAUAAAACAUGUCCCAUCUUUGGAACGUCUUGAUUUGAAGCUGAUUUCGGAAGACGAGAAGAUGAUGGCAGUAAGACACUCAAAUUUGACAUCUUUUACCGUUGUCGAUGGCGGUGUUGAAGAAGAAACAAAGAAGAUGAAUGAAUUAGAGAACAGUGAAACUCGAAAUGAUUUGUCAUCGGAAACAAAGGCGCAAAAAGAGGAACUUGUUAUUGCUGACAGUGCUGUUGUCGCUUCUAAAGAGGUUGACUUUUCAGAUUUGGCUGUUCACAAAUCGACACGUAUUUUUAAACCUCGUUGGUAUGCUCUGCUCCAACAUUUGGUCCGAUUCAUAAGUCGCGCCAGUUACACAGUGCUACUGAAUUCAAUAAGUAGGCUAAGUAAAUUCUGUUCUCUUAGGGACGAGUCGUCAAACCUUCGAGGCUCAGGCGAAGAUGUGCUGUCCAUCCGUGAGACAGUUUCUCAUCUUUCGUUGGUAAAUAAACAGGCGUUGGCGGAAAUUCUACAUCUUCUGCCUCGGUUAAAUGACGAUGCCCUCGCCCUCCUGGCCAAUGAAGUUGCGAACAGGCGACGCCACCACGAGGAAAGGGUGUCGCCUGCCUCAUCGACUCGUGUCACUACGCCAUAA
Molecule: messenger RNA, 666 nt
Organism: Hydatigera taeniaeformis
Lineage: Eukaryota; Metazoa; Platyhelminthes; Cestoda; Cyclophyllidea; Taeniidae
Source: the annotation of a GenBank genome assembly